Molecule: messenger RNA, 1062 nt
Organism: Truncatella angustata
Lineage: Eukaryota; Fungi; Ascomycota; Sordariomycetes; Amphisphaeriales; Sporocadaceae
Product: aflatoxin B1 aldehyde reductase member 3
Exons: 2
Coding region: 1-1062 (353 amino acids)
Molecular function (GO): oxidoreductase activity
Source: RefSeq, a predicted model, not a curated record
AUGCCUCUCCUCCCAACCUCGACCGGCCAGCCCCGCGUCAUCCUGGGCCUGAUGACCUUUGGCCCGUCGACGAAGGAUGGCGCCCGCAUCACGGACAUAUCUGUGUACAACUCGGUGCUGGACAAGUUCCAGGCGCGGGGCUACAACGAGGUGGACACGGCACGGGUCUACGUCGGCGGCGAGCAGGAGGCCUUCACCAGGGAGGCAAGGUGGAAGGAGCGUGGCCUCACCCUGGCGACCAAGGUCAAGUACCCGAGCGCGGACGGGGACCACGUCGAGGAGAAGGUCAUCGAGAGCGUCGAGAAGUCGCUCAAGGAGCUGGGCACGGACUGCAUCGAUAUCCUCUACAUCCACGCGGCGGACCGCGCCACCCCCUUCGAGCAGACGCUCUCGGCGCUCGACAAGCUGCACAAGGCGGGCAAGUUCGUGCGCCUGGGUCUGUCCAACUACACGUCGUUCGAGGUGGCCGAGGCGGUGCUGCUGGCGCGGCAGCACGGCUGGGUGCGCCCGACCAUCUACCAGGCCAUGUACAACAUGAUCACGCGGGGGAUCGACGCGGAGCUGGUGCCGGCGUGCCGGCGGUACGGGCUCGAGAUCGUCGUCUACAACCCGAUCGCGGGCGGCCUGUUCUCGGGCAAGAUCAAGAGCGCCGACAUUGACCCGUCGCGCAUCGAAGGCCGCUUCGGCGGCGACAACCCUACGGGCGCCAACUACAGGGCCCGCUACUUCAAGGACAGCACGUUCCGGGCCCUCCGCACCAUCGAGGAGGCCGUCUCCAAGCACGACGGCCUGAGCCUCAUCGAGACCGCCCUCAGGUGGACGGUGCACCACUCGGCGCUGAAGGUCAAGGACGGCAACGACGGUGUCAUCAUCGGCAUCUCGAGCCUCGAGCAGCUGGAUGGCAACCUGGACAACUUGGAGAAGGGACCCCUGCCGGACGAUGUCGUCGAAGCUAUCGAUAGGGCUUGGCUGAUCACCAAGGCCGAGGCGCCGAAUUACUGGCACAAGGACCUGGUGUACAAGUAUGAUACCGUGCAGGCUCUCUUCUCGCCGAAGAAAUAA